AUGAAGCCAUCAAUAAACGAGAAGGGUUUUGAGCCGACAGACACCUCGGACAAUGCGUCCGUUGUCGAGAUUAACGAGGCCGUGGCAUACGACCGCAGUGCGACUAAAAAGCUCUUGAGAAAGCUAGACUGGCAUAUCAUCCCGUUCAUGUCAUUGAUCUACUUACUCUGUUUCUUGGAUCGCACCAAUAUUGGAAAUGCCCGCCUUGACCAUCUCGAGCAAGACCUCAAUCUCAAAGGCUUGCAAUACAAUGACUGCCUUGCUAUCCUUUUCCCGUUUUACAUCGCAGCUGAGAUCCCUUCCAACAUGAUGAUGAAGCGCACUCGACCUUCCAUAUGGCUCACCUUCAUCAUGGUCGGCUGGUCAGCCUCCAUGAUUGGUCAAGGUUUUGUGAAGAAUUACUCUGGUCUGAUGGCUACCCGGGUCUUCCUUGGUGCCUUCGAAGGUGGUCUAUUUCCAGGUGUCAACUACUAUAUCACCCAGUGGUACUGCCGACACGAAUGUGGCUUCCGCAUGGCACUCUUCUUCUCGGCUGCGACUCUGGCCGGUGCCUUUGGCGGGAUACUUGCCAGAGGGAUCGCUGAGAUGAGCGGCACCGGCGGUUUAUCUGCCUGGUCGUGGAUAUUCAUCCUCGAAGGCCUGCUGAGCAUACUGGUCUCGUUCAUUGCAUACUGGGCGAUCAACGAUUACCCCGCGACGACCAAGUUCCUGAGCGACAGUGAGCGAGGAGAAGUGCUGAGGCGUCUGCGUGUGGAUGGUGGAAACCUCUCUGAGACUUUUCACAUGAAGUAUGUGUGGCAGGCCAUCGGUGACUGGAAGAUAUACAUGCACUGCGGCAUCUUCCUGGCUGGCUUUUGUCCCAUCUACGCUUUCGCUCUUUUCUCGCCGACGAUCAUCAAGGGCAUGGGAUAUACCGCCAACAACGCUCAGCUUAUGAGUGUGCCACCAUAUGUCUGUGCGUGUGCUUUCACGAUCGCCGCUAGCUAUGCUGCAGAUCGCGUCAAGCAGCGUGGUAUUUUCCUCCUCGGGUUCCAGCUCACUGGCCUCGCUGGCUUUGGGCUUCUAGCGGGGACGCACCACACCUCGGCCCAAUACGGAGGUUUAGUCUUGGCUGCGAUUGGAAUAUACCCUACGAUUCCUCUCGCCAUGGCGUGGAACAGUGGCAACAUUGGUGGGUCCCUUAAGCGAGGAACUGGCAUCGCUAUGCAGGUGAUGGGAGGCAACUGUGGUGGCAUUAUAGCGUCAUACGUGUACUUGUCCAAGGAUGGGCCUCGGUACAUUAAGGGCCACAGUAUUUUACUCGGGAUCAUCAGUCUUGCAUUUCUGCUCACGUUAUUUAUGACCAUCUGGUACCGGAUGGAGAAUGCUCGCCGAGACCGAGUCUCGGGCGAAGUGGGAAGACAAGAGAUGACAGAGGAGCAGAAGGCACUUGAACUGGAACUCGCUGACAAUGCACCUUUUUUCCGAUACACUGUCUAG
Molecule: messenger RNA, 1479 nt
Organism: Diaporthe amygdali
Lineage: Eukaryota; Fungi; Ascomycota; Sordariomycetes; Diaporthales; Diaporthaceae
Exons: 6
Coding region: 1-1479 (492 amino acids)
Biological process (GO): transmembrane transport
Cellular component (GO): membrane
Molecular function (GO): transmembrane transporter activity
Source: RefSeq, a predicted model, not a curated record